CUGUAGAUCGCCCUAUUUUAGGAAAUUGGUGAGUCAUAGUGAGGGUGGGUAAAACCGUCAUCACGGGCAAAACCGGAACCCAAGAAUGCGACGGGAAAUUUCAUGACUAACUUUCACUUCCCUCCGGAAUAGAUUCAAAGUUCGUUAUAUAGUGAAUAUUUUGACUCAUGGAUUUCUUCUAGGUCACGUUGGUAGGAAAUGCAAAGCAAACAAAAAAGUUGAAAUGCCCAGACUCCCCUGAUGUGUAAUGGUUCGCUCCAGGUACUGCAUUCUUGAAGCACCUUCAGAGGUAGAUUCACGUGCAGAGCAGGUGGACAGGUGUUUGAGGCCCUCAGGCAUCCGCGCAAACGUUUGAAAUGUUUUCUGACGAAACUCUAGAUGCCAUCGAGUUCAAGUCGUCAUGGAAGAAAGAAAGGCGUGUUCGUGACAGCAGCACCCAGACCAGUGAGAUCAUCACCAAUGAUGUGGCAGCUCAGAGCAUAGACAGGCACGAAAUAGAGGUCCAGACAGAUGAGGUGUAUGAAAAAGCAACACCAUACCGCUUCGUCAACGAUAAGUCACAAGAGCUGAAAGAUUUUCUGGAGAGAGUAGAACCUAUGCUACAUGAACAACUGGAGAAGAACUUACACAGCCAUGCAUUUGAUGGUUAUGAUGUAAACUGGCAUGAAGAAACCAAAACAGUGACCUGUGUCCACACAUUGAGUCAUGCAGACUUAGAGCCUGGACUGAAUGUGACAGGUCUCUCCUGGAACUCUACUGGCUCCACAGUAGCUGUCUCAUACGGCAGGUUUGACCAUGAAGACUGGUGCACACACAAAUCCCUCCUCUGUACCUGGAAUGUGGACAGGAAAAACAUCAACCCAAAAAAGGCAGAUGUUGCUGUGGAUGUUUCUAGCUGUCUGAUGUGUGUGGCGUUCCACCCCGAGGUCCCAGCAUUCAUUGCAGGGGGAACUUUCAAUGGCGAGGUACAGUUGUGGGACCUGAGUCAGCCUGACAACCCCUUUCUGGCAUCAUCAGGCAUUGAAGACGACUCUCACAGGGAUCCUGUGUCAAGGGUCGUCUGGGUUCUUGAUCCUGAGGGCAAAGGCAAAAACAAAUACAAGCUUGUCAGUAUCAGUGGAGAUGGGAAGAUCCUUGUGUGGCAGGCUUCUCCACAGACAAAGGAAAUCAAACUAUUGGAUGGGUUCCUCCUGUUAGCAGAAAGCAUGCCUAGAAGUAUGAGGAAAGGCAGGUUGAGGCCUGAUGCAGAGAUGGGAGUGACUGCUAUCUCCUACACCCAUGAAGACAAGACACUAUUUGUUGUAGGAUCAGAAGGAGGCGGUGUCUUCAAGUGUUCCAUGAAUUCAUCUGAUCGUGUUGCUGCUACUCAUAUCCAGUUGUCAGUCCCCUUGAAGAACCCUGUUUCCUUUGCGUUCACCCCACACGUGGGCCCGGUGUACGCUGUGGAGUGUUCUCCCUACCACAGGAACCUGUUCCUGACUUGUGGUAUAGACCAGACAGCCAGGGUCUACAGUAUGUUACAGGCCAAGCCAGUCCUAGAGCUGGAGCCGGCAGCAGGGUACAUCUUCUCGGCGCGAUGGUCGCCGGUCAGACCGUCCGUCUUCGCAGUGGUGACGGGGGAGGGGCAGCUUCUAAUCUACGACCUUGUGGUUCACAAGGUCAACCCUGUCUGCACGCUGGAAGCUGGGUCCGACAAGAAGCCAGUCUACACUCUGGAGUUCAACCUGCACAAUCGUCAGCUGUUGGCCACAGGUGAUGAGUUAGGUGAUGUCCGUGUGUGGCAGCUGAACGAUGACCUGACCAUCCAGGACCCAGGAGAGGAGACAGUACUGGCAGAUCUGGCUGACUCUGCACUGGAGUAGUCAUCAUGUAGAGGGAUGGGAUUUUCCGAGCCAUUAGAUGAAUUACCAUAAUGUAAAAAAUUGGCGGCUUAGUAAGGCCGGGCUUUUUGCGGAAACAAAAAAUAGAAACAUAUACGUAGAAACACAAAUAAGUGCCCAUGACUUAUCUCUUUACAUCUUGUGUAGUCUUUUUGUUCCCAAAAGCUGCCCCACUGGCCCCGGUCUGGAAAUGUGAUGUAGGCCUUAGAGGGAUGGCAAGGAUUUUUCAGACUUUAAAUGAAACU
Branchiostoma floridae (Florida lancelet) is the source of this 2125-nucleotide messenger RNA. RefSeq names its product WD repeat-containing protein 34-like. The record is from RefSeq and is a predicted model, not a curated record. The coding region runs from base 357 to 1862 and encodes 501 amino acids. The transcript has 15 exons. Gene Ontology annotation, biological process: intraciliary transport. NCBI's taxonomy places the organism in Eukaryota, Metazoa, Chordata, Leptocardii, Amphioxiformes, Branchiostomatidae. Gene Ontology annotation, cellular component: ciliary plasm; cytoplasmic dynein complex. Gene Ontology annotation, molecular function: dynein heavy chain binding; dynein light chain binding.